AUGGCUUCUGCGUUAGCGACACCUGCAACUUCAUCUUCAAAAGAAACAACUAAUUAUGCCAGGCUAUGCCGUGUUCUUGUCGAUGUGGGCACUUGUGCCCUCAGGGAUUCCUUUGAUGCAAUCUGUACACCACCAACCCUACACACCUUCUUAGCAGCCAAUCAACCCACAUUGCAGUCUCUAAGGUCACGAAGGAUCAUCAACGCAACGCAAUGGGGAAAACUCUUCCCCGCAAUCUCUGCCUCUGUAUCAUCAAGAGAUUUUGACAUCACUUUACUCAUGAUUCUCUUGAGAAACGUAUGUGGUCUAGCUCCCCCACUUACUGGCUGAGACUCCCUUCCUGCGGCCACAGACUUCAGCCAUGAAGCAGACAUUGCGCGAAUCAAAUACCUCAGAAAUACAGUGUACGCUCACGCUGAACACGCUUCUGUUGAUGAUGCAGCAUUCGACAAACAUUGGAAAGACAUCCGGGACACUCUGGUGCGAUUAGGAGGAGUUACGUACGAGGUAAAAGAUUUUUAGAAAAUGUUCGGUAUGAUUUUACAUUCCUGCAUUUAGUGCCCUGUAAUUGUUUUGGUGUUGAAUCCAGCUACAAACCAGGGAAUGAUAGGGGUGGUGAAUGGUACCCCGAAAAACGUGGGUCUCGGAAAAUUUUGGCGGGAUCUCGAAAUCUCGGAAGCGUUUUUCACAAGUCUCGAAAUCUUGUUUUUGCAUGGUUUGUUUUUACUUUUUUUGAGUCUCGAAACUUUUUACCAAAGAGUCUCGGGCUCGGAUUUCUAACUAGGAUCUCGGCGUCUCGGCGAGUCUCGGAUUUUACCAUUCGCCACCCCUAAUGAUUAUGUGAUAUCUUCUACUCGCAGGCCGCUAUUGAAAACCUGCAAUUUUUCUGUAUGGAUCCCGAUAUGGAGUAUCACUACAAAGAUCUCCUUAAUAAGUGGAAGAAUGAUGAAGAUAACAUAAAAGAUGAAUUGAAAGAAAUAGGCGCUAACGUAAAAAAAAUUAGCACAGGCAUAAAAGAAGCCGUAAAAGAAAUUAGCACUGACGUAAAAGACCUCGCAAAGAAGCUUGGUGACUUAGUGGUACCAAAUACGAUUCCUGCCAGGGAGGCGAAUGCUGAAGGUAAAUACAAAGAGAUACAACUAUUAAACGAACACCAAGGCCUGAAAGUUAGCGUGCAAGACAUCAGCAUAGUUUGAAUAAAAUAAUCUUGAAACAAGAAACAAAGUUGACUUUGGGCAAAACACCCUCUUGACGGGAGGGUGAGCACGCCAUACCGGUGCUCGCAGCCAAUGAAAGGGUAAAUAAAAUGCUGUCCUUUCAAACUCCUCCUCACUGUGCCAGAAAGAAAAGAAAAAAAAGAGAGAUUGAACAACAUUCCUGUCCCAGUAUAUAGGCCUGCCAUACACCAAGCCUUUAGGUUUGUUUAAAAGUGGGAGAAAGACGCAAGCAUAUAAAUCGGUGUGCAAGUGUGGGGGCGAUGUAGACAUAACUAUUUUGUGAUUAUCAACUGCGUCGUUCGGACACGAAGCAGGCAGCGUAAAAAACAUAGCACUCGUCACGGAAUCUCGCUCUUUGGCGAUCUAACGGUGGUGCCAUCAUUAUACAUUGAUACCUCUGCGCCUGCCUGUCUCAUCUUAUGGUAAUUCUUUUAUUUUUGUCGGUACCAAGCCCGUGUGUGAACCCUGUAAACCCCUUAACAGUGAAAAUAUGCCAUUAUAUAACCUCGUGAAAACGCCAAAAGGGCAUAACAUUCAUUCCUUUUUAUUCUAUAGAAUUAUUGUACAUGCAGCUCCUUCCAUAAAAAAGGUUAACCUCAGUCAUGUUUUUUGGUUUUUCAUAAGGUAAUGGCACAAAACUGGAGGAGAUAUUGGACUCUCGUUUGGUCUGUGGAGAGACAUUUCACGAGAAUAAACUUUUCACAUCUUUCUGUGAACAGUGCAAAGUGUGCAUUUGUGAAGAGUGUAAACAGACUCGUCACAAUCGUCACCCCACUGUGGGUAUUGACCGAGCCGCAGAGCAACAUAAAGUCGAUAUCGAGGAGAUUGUGCAGGAAAUGAAAAGUAAAAUUGCUGACUACACGGAGCAUGUGAAAAGGACAAAGACAUCCUUUAAAAGAAGCCGAGAGAGGAUUACUAUAGCACGUAAUAAAGUUAUGACAUCUGUUGAGGAACUUAAGCAACUUUUACAAGAACAUGAGAAAGCUAUGAUAACCAGUUUAGAUAUCAUAGAAGGAAAAGAACACAGAGAGCAUGCAGCACAACUGGAACAUUUUCAAAUUUCUAUUAACCAGUUACAAACACAUGUCGAGUGGUGCGAGGACAUGUUAUUGAGAAAGAAAAGCGUUGAGAUUCUUCAAACUGAAAAUGCUCUGAUUGGACGGUGCAAAGGUCUCCUAAAUGCAGAGAAACUAAACAUUUAUAAACCAUCACAUGUCAGAUACGAGAUAAAUAAAGAGCAUGUAGAGAAUGUGAGAAGUGAACUUUCAGUGGUGGGUCGAGUUGUUAUAGGUAGCACAGAUACUUUGCAGUCGGUGGCUGAAGGAACGGGUUUGCAAGAAGGAGACCUCGGAAGUGAAGCAACAAUCAAAGUAAAGACUAAAGAUUCUGAUGGAAACCAGUGCUGUGAUGAAAACGAUCAGAUUUUUCUGAAAAUUCAGUCAUCUUCAGAAAAGGAACUGAGCCACACAAUUGAACACAACAAAGACGGCGAAUAUAGCAUCACUUACACACCAGACUGUGUUGGACAACAUAAAGUAUUGAUUGAGGUUAACGGUGAGCCACUGACUGGUAGUCCAUGGCGGGUUCAAGUGACUCCACAUCGUUACAAAUAUUUAUUUUCGUCUUGUUCAUUUGGGCAACGACACGGAAAAUUCUACUGGCCAAAUAGUAUUGCAAUAGAUGAAAAGUCUGGGAAAGUUGCAGUGGCCGAUAAAAGAAGUGUACAGCUCUUUAGCUUAGAGGGACAGUUUCUAACAGACAUUGGUACAGAACUAACUAAACCCGCAUCUGUGGCCUUCACCAGGUCAAGUGAACUCGUAGUUGUUGCUUCUAAAACGAUUUUUUGUUAUGACAUCACAAAAAAUUCUGUUAAAAUAAUCACCAACAAACACUUAACGUCACCACGGCACUUAACUAUUGCGCGUGAUGGACGCAUUGUGGUGUGUGACGGGGUGGACGAUACAGUGAAGGUUCUGUCUUCUGAUGGAUUAGAGUUGUUACUUAGCAUUUGUGAUCCUGAGCGCGCAAUCCCAUGCUAUGCUUUACAUCAUCAGAAUAUGAUUUUUGUUUCCUAUUCUUGGGCACAUUGCGUCUUGAAGGUUUUCAGCGAGAAUGGCGUGUUUCUGUACAGUAUCGGAACUCUCGAGUCUGGUGACGGACAACUGAGUACUCCCGUUGGUCUUGCAAUUGACAGGUUUAAUAACCUGGUGGUGUGUGAUUGUGAUAAAGCAAGACUUCAGAUAUUCACUCUUGAUGGGAAAUUUGUAAACACAAUUGAAGGACAACACACACAACUUACUACUCCUCUUUCUGUUGCUGUUUCAAGCACUGGCCAGCUGUUUGUUACUGAUGUAAACAAAGGGUGUGUGCAUGUUUACCAGUAA
Porites lobata is the source of this 3601-nucleotide messenger RNA. The record is from the annotation of a GenBank genome assembly. Lineage: Eukaryota; Metazoa; Cnidaria; Anthozoa; Scleractinia; Poritidae.